This is a messenger RNA of Puma concolor (puma), 1180 nucleotides long. It is a transcript of the gene TP53I3, whose product is annotated as tumor protein p53 inducible protein 3. Lineage: Eukaryota; Metazoa; Chordata; Mammalia; Carnivora; Felidae. Gene Ontology annotation, molecular function: NADPH binding; quinone binding; quinone reductase (NADPH) activity. The record is from RefSeq and is a predicted model, not a curated record.
UCAGAGAACAUGUUAGCUGUGCACUUUGACAAGCCGGGAGGACCAGAAAACCUUUACUUGAAGGAGGUGGCCAAGCCCAGCCCAGUAGAAAGUGAAGUCCUCCUGAAAGUGGCGGCCAGCGCCCUGAACCGGGCAGACUUACUCCAGAGACAAGGCCAGUAUCCCCCACCCCCGGGAGCCAGCAGCAUUUUGGGAUUGGAGGCAUCUGGACACAUAGCAGCGCUGGGGCCCGCCUGCCAGGGGCACUGGAAGAUUGGGGACCCAGUCAUGGUUCUGCUGCCUGGCGGGGGACAGGCUCAGUAUGUCACUGUCCCUGAAGGGCUCCUCAUGCCUAUUCCAGCAGGACUGACCCUGUCCCAGGCUGCAGCCAUCCCAGAGGCCUGGCUUACCGCCUUCCAGCUGUUACAUCUCUUGGGACACGUUCAGGCUGGAGACUCUGUGCUAAUCCAUGCAGGAUCAAGUGGUGUGGGCACAGCUGCCAUCCAACUCGCCCGGAUGGCUGGAGCUAUUCCUCUAGUCACAGCUGGCUCCCAGCACAAGCUUCAGAUGGCAAAAAAGCUUGGAGCAGCUGCUGGAUUCAAUUACAAAGAAGAGGAUUUUUCUGAAGCAACACUGAAAUUCACCAAAGGUGCUGGAGUCAACCUUAUUCUAGACUGCAUAGGUGGAUCCUACUGGGAGAAAAAUGUCAACUGCCUGGCUCUUGACGGUCGCUGGGUUCUCUAUGGUCUGAUGGGAGGAAAUGACAUCAAUGGACCUCUACUUUCAAAGCUACUUUUUAAACGAGGAAGUCUGAUCACCACUCUGCUGAGAUCAAGGGACGAAAAGUACAAGCAAAUGCUGGUGGAGGCUUUCACAAAACAGAUUCUGCCCCACUUCUCCACGGAGAGCCCACAACGUCUAGUGCCGGUUUUGGACAGAGUCUACCCCGUGACUGCGAUCCAAGAGGCUCAUGCAUACAUGGAGAGCAACAAGAACGUGGGCAAAAUCGUCCUGGAACUGCCGCAAUGAAGGAGGAGGGGGUACUACUCAGGCCUUCCCAGGACAAACUUGGACAAAGUUCACAGCACGCUGGAAGGAGAUCGGGUGCGACUCCUGGCCGCCCUGUAACCCAUUGGCCCUUCCCCGGCCUCGUCAACUGAACCGUGUAAAGCCAAUCUAGGGAAAUAAAAAGAAAGUAGAG